Molecule: messenger RNA, 629 nt
Organism: Rotaria sordida
Lineage: Eukaryota; Metazoa; Rotifera; Eurotatoria; Philodinida; Philodinidae
Source: the annotation of a GenBank genome assembly
AUGGGAAAAAAAUCAAUUGGUGAGUACAAACGUGCUCAAACAGUUACUCUAUAUGAUGCUGGAUUUACAAUUUCUGGUAUUGCUCGUCAACUUAACAUUUCAUGGACUUGUGUUAAAAAUGCUAUUAUACGUUAUCGUGAUCACGGUACAUUCAAAGAUCUCCCACGAACCGGUCGUCCUUUGAAACUCAUGCCAAGAACUGCUCACUAUCUUAAAUGUUUAGCACACGGACAAAAUCGAACAAAUGUCAAUAUUAUUACACCAAAAUUAAAUGAUUUAUCGAUUAUACGUGUUUCUUCAAGAACUGUUCGACGUCAUCUUCACAAAAUGGGAUAUACUUACAGUGUACAAAUCAAAAAACCAUUUUUAAAAAAGAUUCAUAAAAUGAAAAGGAUAGCUUGGUGUAAAAAAUUUAGGUGUUAUACAAUUGAGGAUUGGCGUCGUAUUAUAUUCAGUGAUGAAUCGACUUAUUAUGUUCUGAAACGUAGAAAUAAAAUGAUGGUGUGGCGAACUAAAGAUGAAAAACUGGCUUCUGAUUGCAUCGAGAAAAUUAGUACAGGAGAUGUAAAAAUAGAUGUAUGCGGAGCCAUUUGUGGCUAUAGUAAAACAUCAUUAUUGGCUUAUUCUGA